GCAAUUUAGUUUCGUUAUCGAAUCGGUGCGCAACACAACCACCAUCCAGUAUCCACACUUAAAUAUAUAAUUAUUCGUAUGGCGCGCUUUUGUUGUUUGUUGGUGCUGCUCGCAGUAGCUGGCUAUGGAGUCGCUGCACCUGCACCGGGCAAAGCCCAGGGACGCACAUUUGGAUUGCUUGGCGGUGGCUUAGGCGGAGGUGUUGGACUCAGCGCUGGCAUUGGCUUGAAUGCCGGUCUCUAUAGUGGAUUUGGAGGUGGUCAUGGAGGUGGCUUCGGUGGUGGCUACUAUCCAGGCGGUGGCUAUGGAGGCUAUGGCCGACCUGGCUUUGGCGGUGGUUACUAUCCAGGAGGAGGCUAUGGCGGAGGCUACGGCGGUGGCUAUGGAGGUUAUCCAGGUGGCGGCUAUGGCGGCGGUUUCUAUCCCGGCGGUGGCUACAACAACUUCGGUGGCUCCUAUGGUGGUCAGUACAGUCAAUCGCAGUCGCAGUACUCCAACAACUAUUACAAUGGCGGCUAUGGCGGUGGCGGUGGCUUCUUUGGCAAAUAA
Messenger RNA from Drosophila albomicans, 549 nucleotides. RefSeq names its product pupal cuticle protein Edg-91 (gene Edg91). The record is from RefSeq and is a predicted model, not a curated record. Bases 79 to 549 code for a protein of 156 amino acids. The transcript has 2 exons. NCBI's taxonomy places the organism in Eukaryota, Metazoa, Arthropoda, Insecta, Diptera, Drosophilidae.